Molecule: messenger RNA, 4130 nt
Organism: Choloepus didactylus (southern two-toed sloth)
Lineage: Eukaryota; Metazoa; Chordata; Mammalia; Pilosa; Megalonychidae
Gene: SLC29A1
Product: solute carrier family 29 member 1 (Augustine blood group)
Exons: 14
Coding region: 332-1690 (452 amino acids)
Biological process (GO): nucleoside transmembrane transport; uridine transmembrane transport
Cellular component (GO): plasma membrane
Molecular function (GO): nucleoside transmembrane transporter activity
Source: RefSeq, a predicted model, not a curated record
GCGCGCAGAUCUCAGCGCGGGAGGAUCUCUUCUCGAGCAGUUGUUGCCCUGGGCUGGAGUCUGGGGACCUCAGGGGCGGAAGGCGCCGCUUGCCGCCUGCCACGUGGUCGGGGAGGCCGGGCCUGACUGGUACGCGGCCGGGAGAGGGGACGCCCGGGGUAGGUCCCUGCUGGCCCCGCGUGGAGGCGCCGCUGCACGUGUGGAACCCACUGACAAGAUCUGCUCCCUGACCUAGGACCACCUCCAGGCUCCCUCUGCUGACAAGCCAGAGCAUCUGCAAACCUCAGACGGAGGGAGCUGUCAGCCAGGCAAGACCAGGAACACCAUCACCAUGACAACCAGUCACCAGCCUCGGGACAGGUACAAAGCCGUCUGGCUCAUCUUCUUCAUCCUGGGCCUGGGCACACUGCUCCCCUGGAAUUUUUUCAUGACGGCCACUAUGUAUUUCACAAACCGCCUGGAAAAGUCCCAGAAUAAGUCCCUGGACACUGCUGAACUGGGCAAGGACAUCCAGGCCUCGGCCACCCCUGCAGCACCACUGCCGGAGAAGAAUUCUCUCAGUGCCAUCUUCAACAACGUCAUGACUCUCUGUGCCAUGCUGCCUCUGCUGUUCUUCACCUGCCUCAACAGCUUCCUACAUCAGAGGAUCCCACAGUCCAUCCGGAUUCUGGGCAGCCUGGUGGCCAUCCUGCUGGUGUUCAUGAUCACUGCCAUCCUGGUGAAGGUGGAGCUGGAUGCUCUGUCCUUCUUCAUCAUCACCAUGAUCAAGAUCGUUCUCAUUAACUCGUUUGGUGCCAUCCUGCAGGGCAGCCUGUUUGGUCUGGCUGGCCUCCUGCCUACCAGCUACACGACCCCCAUCAUGAGCGGCCAGGGCUUGGCGGGCUUCUUCGCCUCAGUGGCCAUGAUCUGUGCCAUUGCCAGUGGCUCAGAGCUGUCAGAAAGUGCCUUCGGCUACUUUAUCACAGCCUGUGUUGUCAUCAUUUUGGCUAUCGUCUGUUACCUGGUCCUGCCCCGGCUGGAGUUCUACCGCUACUACCAGCAGCUCAAGCUCGAAGGGGUCAGGGAGCAGGAGACCAAGUUGGACCUCAUUAGUAAAGGAGAGGAACCAAGAACAAGGAAUGAGGACUCUGGGGCUUCAGCCCCCACCACCAACAGCCCCUCUGUCAAGGUCAUCUUCAAAAACAUCUCAGUCCUGGCUUUCUCCGUCUGCUUCAUCUUCACAGUCACCAUUGGGAUAUUUCCUGCCGUGACUGCUGAGGUCAAAUCCACCAUCGCAGGCACCAGUGCCUGGAAAGACUACUUCAUUCCCGUAUCCUGUUUCUUGACUUUCAAUAUCUUCGACUGGCUGGGUCGGAGCCUCACAGCCAUUUUCAUGUGGCCUGAAAAGGACAGCCGCUGGCUGCCAAGCCUGGCGGUGGCCCGGCUGUUGUUCGUGCCGCUGCUGCUGCUGUGCAACGUCCAGCCUCGCCGCUACCUGACUGUGGUCUUUGAGCACGAUGCCUGGUACAUCAUCUUCAUGGCUGCCUUCGCCUUCUCCAAUGGUUACCUCGCCAGCCUCUGCAUGUGCUUCGGGCCCAAGAAAGUGACGCCGGCUGAGGCGGAGACAGCAGGAGCCAUCAUGGCCUUCUUUCUGUGUCUGGGCCUGGCACUGGGAGCUAUCUUCUCCUUCCUAUUCCGAAUAAUUGUGUGACCACAGCUGGCCAGAAGAACUGUGCUGCCCGCCUGCUUUCUGCCACCUUCCUUUUUCAUCCAAGGAUGGGCAGGGGGGCCAGGAGAGUUUCUCUUCUAGCUGACCUCUUCCUUCUCACUGCCUGUGCUGGGUUGGGGCAGCAUCCUGGGGAGGGAGCCUCUGUGGAAGGACAGCGGAGACCAUGAUGGGCCUGAGGGUUGCAGCCCAGGGAGGGGGUGCAGUCUCAUCUGCCCGAGUCCCCCGCACUUGGCUCAGGCUAAUCCCUGCUUGAGAAGACAGCAGAGGCUCCUGGGCGCUGUGAGUGAGUUGUAUGUAUAUUUGUACAUAUAUACGUUUGUCUGCCUGUACCAGGGGUGGCUGGGAGCCAGAACUGACCGUUGUAUGGUCCGAUCUGAUACUUCCCCUCCCUCCUGUCUCCUGGUAUGUUCCCUUCCCUGCUCCCCAUGCUAGUCCCUACCCAUCAUCCUCCUUAUUCAGUUGCCAUUUUAUUGCCUUUUUUAUACUCAACAGCAAUCAGGUGCCUGCAGAGGCUCUCUCAUUAAAUAAACCUGUUUUUUUUGGUUGGUGUUUCCCCCCCCCUCCCUCUGUGGCUCCCUGUGCCCUCAAGCCCUGGCUUCAUGCCCUGGAAAGGGUGACGGCCUAAGUUUGAGGGGAAUGAGCAUGACCCAGCCUGGGUUUAGGUCCAAGGGAAGACAACCUUCUUGGUCUUAAAGGGGCUGCAGUGCCCCCUAAUGGGGUCCCAGGGAAGGUGCAAGCCUGGAGCCAAGACAUCCUGACUAUUGGCCCAGACAGAGAAAAGCCAAGUUUUUCUUGGCUGCUUUAUUCCUUCUUUCACAGGACUGGGGAUGGAGACAGCUCUUUUCCUUUGUCUUCACUGCCACCCCCUUCACUGUGUCCUCAUCCCUCAGCCCCAGGAACGAGCUCUCCAGAACUGGCCAUCCCACCCCCCAUGCCUUCUGCUUCUGGCUGCUUUCCCGCACCACCAGGCAGGCAGAGGCUGAGGCCUGACAGUUCCUCCCUGCCUGGCGCCCUGCCCUGACACUAAAACUCAGCCUUCUUGGGGAACAAGGGACCUGUGUGUUCUCACAUUGAAGCUGGGCCUUCCCUAUCUCAUCCCAAACUCUAGCCUAGGGACGAGUGGAUUUGUAGGGAACCUGGAGGAAUGCCAUGGGUGGGGGCCCUACUGCUGGAGACCUGCGUCUCAAAAAUGACUCUUCCUGAUUGAAAGUGGGGGCAGAGCCCUGGCCCUCGGGCCGGUGCAUGUCUCAGACUCCUCCCAGAAGGCAGGAGGUGUUCACACAGCCCAUUCCACUCUGAUUCCUGACCAGCAGAUUGCUCCAGAGUUAAGGGCCGUUACACAUAUUUUAAAGGCUCUCUGAUGAGCCCUCAAGCUCUAAUGGAGUAGUUAAGUAUACAGUUGUAUUGCAGACUGAAGUCCAUGUACUAAUUUGUUAAACCAGGGUACAUAUCUGAGAGGAACAUUGGAGAAUUCUUUCUCCAGUCUGGGGUGUGGUUUGGCAAUGAGUCAAGUGGAAAUACUCUUUUCCCUUCCCUCCUCACCCUCAGUCCUCUGUUACUUCCCCAUUUUAUCCAAAACCUGAGAAUCCUGUUGGGCUCCUCAGUGACCUGUUUCCUCCCUGGAUCCCUUCCCCCUUUCAGGCCCUUGCUACCUGCCUGGCCUGACUUCCUUCUUCCCAGGUCUCCAGUCCAUCCUGCUGAUUGCAUGGCCACAAGAAUAAUAUGAAAAAUUAAGGCCUAUGCUUGCUGUCUUCCUGGAGCCUGCUCCUAUCUUCCAGAGCAUUUCCUGAUUUUAUACCAGCAGCAGCUAGUUUGUGCAAUUUCCUUCUCCGCUGCAUCUCAGACCUUUUGUAAACUUAUCUUCUACCAAAUUAGUAUCUUACUCCACCUAACACCCAGACAUGUUUUUGAGGGUAGAGUCUACAUUUUACUAAUGUCUUGAAUCUUCAAGCUACAAGCACUGUACCUGAUUCCCAGAGGUGCUUAGAAAAUGUUUGCUUCAUCGUAUUGGCUUGUCCUAAGGUGGGACAUUUUUCUGCACACAAAGAAGUCAAUUGCAAUGAUGUGAUGGCUCCUGACCACCAGGUGCUCUGCAGGCGAACCACCUUGGGGUGGGGCAGGGUUGGGUGGGGGCCUCCUCUGUGUGUCCUCACCACUUGACUCUGCUUCCUAUAAGGUUGGAAAGGCUGAGUGUGAGAAUCUGUCAGGUAUCCCUGGCCCUGCAUGACUUGCUACUGCUCAUUACCUUCUUUCCACGUGACGUUUCUUCUUGAAGCAUCUGUGUAUUCAGCAGCUGUCCUCACUAGGGUGGCUGCCCCUGCAGAAAUUUCCCUCGUUUACUCUUUUUAUGGUGAAUUGCUGGGGUUUCAAACACUUCUGAAAAGCUAAGAGCCCCAGUAAAAUCAGCACCCAUCAUUGAAAA